This is a messenger RNA of Eucalyptus grandis, 3246 nucleotides long. Its product is annotated as TMV resistance protein N-like. Lineage: Eukaryota; Viridiplantae; Streptophyta; Magnoliopsida; Myrtales; Myrtaceae. Gene Ontology annotation, biological process: signal transduction; defense response. The transcript has 7 exons. The coding region runs from base 263 to 2512 and encodes 749 amino acids. The record is from RefSeq and is a predicted model, not a curated record. Gene Ontology annotation, molecular function: ADP binding.
ACGAUCUGAGCUCUCAGUCUAUGAACGGCUCAUUACUUGCGAUGACAGCUCGUUCCUCUUCUUCUCUUCCACAGAUCUGAGCGUUCCGUCUUGGAAGCGGAGGGGCGGCUCGGCCUGGACACGCAGCGGUGUCAGCGGAGAUGCGGCGACCCCGGAAGUCGGCUCCGUGGUUGGGCUCAAAGGUGGCCGCAGGUGGGAAUGGUCGAAGGUCUUGCGCACCUUCACGGGUGUCUACUUUGCUUAUGCACAACGCCAGGUGGGAAUGGUCGAAGGUCUUGCGCACCUUCACGUGUGUCUACUUUACUUAUGCACAACGCUAGGUGGGCAAUCGCUUGUUAGGUAUUUGGCGCUUGCUUGCCUCGAAAGCCUCCGCUCAUUUCUUAAGCUAGGCCACGGCACACCCAAGCAUUUUUUCUUCAUGAGAGACAGAGAUCCGGAAGAAAUAAGCUUACUAGCUAUGGUGAACUCAGAGGCUGAAUCGAGUGGUGACGCUGCACGAGCACCGCAAGGUGAGUACCAAGUGUUCUUGAAUUUCAGAGGACCGGACACUCGCUAUGGAUUUACGGACUUCCUCUAUCAUAGCAUGGUAGAUGCGGGAGUCCGUGUAUUCAGGGACGAAGAUGAACUUUGCGUUGGUGAAGUGAUUGGUGGGAACCUUCUAAGUGCUAUCAACAACUCCAUAAUUUAUAUACCCAUCUUCUCUCGGACUUAUGCUUUUAGCAAAUGGUGUCUUCGUGAGCUUGAGCGCAUAGUAUACUAUGCAUCUCAAUUAGAGGAUAAAAAAAGUAUCAUUCCCAUUUUUUUUCAUGUGGAACCUGAGGACGUUAAGCUUAAGACUCCACUAUAUAGCGAAGCUUUAUUGGAACACGCAAACAAGUUUCCUGAAGAAGUCGAGGCAUGGAGAAAGGCUCUUGCAAAGGUAGCCGAAAUCAAGGGAUGGAACGUAAAAGAGGAUCAAAGCCAAGUCUCGACUAUCAAAUUGGUUGUUAAAAAGGUUUUGGAGAAACUGGAGCUAAAACAAAAAUCAUUGACUAAACAUUUGCUCGGACUUGAUGAUCGGGUAAAGCACAUGACAGAGCUAUUAGAUGUCAACCAUUGCGAUGUGCGGCUCAUUGGAAUUUAUGGAAUGGGUGGCAUUGGCAAAACGACACUUGCCAAAGUGGUCUUCAAUGAACUAUCUUUGCACUUUGGAAAGUGUUGUAGCUUUCUUGAGGACGUUCGAGAAAGCAUGUCGACCAAAGACGGCAUAGUCCAAUUGCAAAAAAAACUUCUAUUUGACAUUGUUGAUUCUAGAUGUGCAGAAGGAGUCAAGGAUAGUGAACAAGGAAUGAGGAAAACUGGAGAAAUACUCGGCACAAAGAAGGUUCUUGUGGUUCUUGAUGAUGCUGAUAAUAAAGACCACAUUAAGAAACUAAUAGGAAACAAUUCAUUACAUUCAGGAUCUAGAAUAAUUAUUACAACGAGAAACAAGACUAUUAUGGAAGAUAAGGUAUUUAAAAGUAAAAUUAUACUAUAUGAGAUGCUUAAGAUGGAUGAUGCUCUUGCACUUCAACUUUUUUGUUGCCAUGCCUUUGAUAGAGACUUUCCUUUGGAUGGUUAUGAUGCACUUUCUAGUGAGAUUGUCUCAAGUACAGGAGGGCUUCCUUUGGCUGUUGAAGUGAUAGGUUCGCUACUUAAUGGGAAAGACAAAGCAUUUUGGAAAGAGACUGUCAUCAAAUUAAGGAAUGUACCUGCGGAAGAGAUUCUAAAGAAGUUGAAGAUUAGCUAUGAUGACCUAGACAAAUGUCAGCAAGAAAUUUUUCUCGAUAUAGCAUGCUUCUUUUUCAAUGAGAAGAAGACUGAUGCAAUUUACAUGUGGGACGAUUGUAAAUUUUUUCCCAUGACAGGAAUUGAAGUCCUUACCAAUAGGUGCUUGAUAAAGAUAUUGGACAAUGAUAAGUUCUGGAUGCACGAUCAACUCAUAGACAUGGGAAGGCAUAUCGUUCGUCAAGAAAGCUUUAGUGACCUUGGCAAGCGAAGCAGGUUGUGGAUCGCAAAAGAGGCCCUUGAAAUCAUUAAAACUGAAGAGAGGAAGGACAAUGUUCAAGCACUUCGGAUAGAUGAAAUGGAUAGCUCCAUAGAGAUCACAAAUGGAGAGUUUGAAAGGUUACCAAACCUAAGAUUCCUUAAGUUAUGUAAUGGAACUUAUGCUGAGGACUUCGCAAAGUGUCCUUCAAAGUUGAGAUGGAUUUCUUGGCAGCCUCCUUUUCAGGAUUCUAGGGAUGUUGGGUACUUUGCAAAGUAUCGCUCAAAAUCGAGAUGGAUUUCUUGUCCACCUCUUCCUGAUUCUAGGGAUGCUGGGUACUUAGCAAAGUGUCGUUCAAAGUUGAGACGGAUUUCUUGGCGACCUCCUCUUCAAGAUAUUAGGGCAAACCAUAUGUAUUUGGAUCAUCUUGUCGUUUUUAAACUUGGUGAAAAUCGCUUCGCGAAUGAUUCAAAAGCAUGGGAUUUGAUCAAGAUUGUCCAAAGCUAGUUAAGCUACAAGUUGUGGGUCUUUCAAAAUCAUUGGAACACUUGAGCAUUCAAAAAUGUGAAUCUCUGAGAAGAAUAGGUGGGUUAUCAUACUUGAAGAACCUGGAGAUAUUGGAAAUCCGAUGGUGCGAAGUACUUCUACAUGUUGAGGGCCUGGAUGAGCUCGAGUCUCUAAAAUCCUUGGACGUCCUCAGGUGCCCGUCAUUGGGAAGUUUGAUUAAUGCAUCUUGCACAUAUAUACCAGAUGCUUGCGUAGUCAAUAUAAGGGAGUGCGGAGACUCCAUCAAAGCUUCUGGCGGACCUGUUGGGAGAAUGUCCUUGAAGAGGUACAUAGAGGGGACUCUUCUGUGCAAGUUGGAGCGUCCCUUCACAAUCAUAUUCCACCUUGGAGUAAAGAAGCCUAGUGAGUGGUCGCACUGUUUUGGUGGAAUAAAGAGGGAAAACAAAAAUGUCACUUCUGAUUCAGUGACAUAUAAAGGACUGAUUGCGGACGUUAAAGGUUUCGGUUUUCGUUUAAAGAGAAUGUGGUACGAGAGACCUGGUGAAUACUGCAACUUGCUCACAGAGAUCAAGAGUGAUGAGCAAGUGAAGGGAAUGGUGCAGCUAGCAUCUAAAAGAAGAUCAAUUCAUCUGUACGUCGAGGGAGGGGUUGACAGUGAGUGGGAGGGAGAAUACGAUGACGAGAUUAUGAAGAUGUUGAGGGACGAAUGGGCAGUGAAGACUGAUGUGUAUUCU